AUGAAUUCUUGGUUAACGUGUUUAGUUAAUACCUUAAUCCAUCAAUCGAAUCCAACAUUUCAUUCUACUGUUAACCAGAAUAUUUUACCGGAUUUAAUGAAAGCAAACCACAAAUUAUUGGAGCUACUCGUACAGAGUUGUAACAUUGAAUUAGUUCAUGAAGAUGUUCACUUAUCUAUGUUCCUGUUGACAUGCUAUCGUCUUCUGUCUUCAAGUCGUGUUAAAACAGAUGUUCGUAAAUAUUUCUCGUUAGAUUUUCUUAAAUCAUGCCUUGGUGCAUAUGAUGAUCAGGUAAGUGUGUUAUGCUUUUUGUCACAGAAUAUAUGGAAGCAAAGUGCUCUACAGUUGUCAAUCGAUUUCACGCCUGUAUGUGUUUAAAAAAAUCUUUUUUAAGUUUCACUAGGUUUGGUG
This is a messenger RNA of Trichobilharzia szidati, 411 nucleotides long. The record is from the annotation of a GenBank genome assembly. Lineage: Eukaryota; Metazoa; Platyhelminthes; Trematoda; Strigeidida; Schistosomatidae.